AUGGCGCUCUGCAUUGCGAAGAGAGCAGAUGGAAUGUUUUUCUGGGCUCGAAUCAUGCUGGAUCAACUGGUAGCAAACAAGUCGUUGUUGGAACGUGACAAGGUUCAGGCAACAAUCGAUUCAACGCCUCAAGAAAUCAUGACAUACCUGGAACAGAAAUUCGAAGGCGAAAGGAGCUUCAUAAGAAGAAAGGGGAAAAUACUCGGCACAGCUGCAAAACUAGCCAUUGGCUGGAUUGUCAACUCAAAAGAGCCUCUAACCGUGGACGAAUUGAUUGAUGCGAUGCGCAUUAGCAGUGAUCUGGGAGUACUCAAACCAAGUGAGAUAAAAGAAAUUGGGCCCCAAAUGGUGAGCUAUGUUCAUUACAUGGUUUAUGACAAGCCCCAUGGAGCCAUUCACAUACCCCUUCGAAGUGUGCGCCUGUAUCUUCAGCAUAAGGUUGCCACCGACUGGAUCUCGGAUAUCGACGCUGUUAUUGGGAGGACUUGCAUCGCUUACUUGUCACGGAGUGUCUUCAAAACAGGUCUAUGCUUUUCAGUCCCAGACUCUGAAGCUCAACUUGAAUCAUACCCUCUCUAUGCCUACGCCGCUAAACAUUGGGGACAUCACGCAUCUAAAGCGACGGGUUCCGAUCUUCAACGGAUUGUCGACUUUCUAGAUCACGACCUUUUAGUGGGCAACGCUUACCAAGCUAUGAAAGAAGCCCAAUCGGAGCCUUCAUGGGAACUGGAAACAGGAGUGACUGGCUUACACCUAGCUGCUUUGUUCGGGUUGGAAACAGUGGUACACGCAAUGCUCAAGCCUGGGCAUGAUAGAUCCACCGCAAAAGACAGUCUUGGGCGUACCCCAUUAGAUUGGGCCAUCAAGGGAAACCAAAAGGCAGUUGAGGAACUGCUGCGGAAUCAUCUUACGGUUACCACUUCUGAUGGAAAUGGUUACGGUCCCAACGAGCGUAGGGCAUGGAACAGAACCCAGUUGCACGAAGCUGCGAUGCAAGGUGACAUAACCCCAGUUCAUAAGCUUCUAAGAGAAGGUGCUAGUAUCGACGCCAAAGACAACAAUGGGGAAACGGCCUUGAACAUUGCGUUUCGAUUAGGGUUGUUCGAAGUUGCCAAAGUGCUGCUCGAAUGUUCAGCAAGCACGACUGGUAUUACUGCAACCGACCUCCGAAGAGUGUAUGAGAAGAACAAUUCGGACGUUCUUCACUUGGUACAAUCACCUCGCGGCAAGAGCUCAUUGGAUUUUCUCUUGGAUUCAGACACAGACAUCAUCGAUGAAAUUCUCAGUUCAACAAUCCAGGAUACCAACCACAGGCAUCUGUUCGUGUUCGAUGAAAAGUCGACAAACUUUUGGGAAUCUGGCUGGUUUCCAAAAUCCCAUGCCGAAAAUGAGUUGAUUUUCAUUGAAGAGCUUCCUCAUGCGACCUCUGGAAAUCGGAGUGUUUAUCGAUAUUCUGCCUCAUUUCGCUUCCCUGUUUCGGAAAGCACUGAAGGCAUUCUCUCCGAUAUGUAUGGUAAGAAUUCUGGAAAGACACGAAUGGGGGUGUCCUGGAUAAUGGUUCAGCCCCAAAACGAAAGUCGAAGGUCCCGCUUAGAACCAGCUGCGUACUUCAGCAACCUGCCUCAAGUUUUCAUACCAAAUCAACAGCUGAGGCUUUUAAUGCAACUGAUUGAAUGCCUGAAGACCAGGUGGUUAGAAGUGUGCCAAGAGGGCCGAAAUCGGGUACAGGGAUUGCGGGAGGAGAUAAGGUGCAAAUCUGGGAACGAUCUGAGUCUUUUGGAACUCCUGAUGUUUCACGGGCAGGAGUGGGCGGCGAUGCGGCGACUACUGCAACGACAAGCCGACGCAACAAUUUCGUUCGGCGAGAGAUACCACCGCCACUAUUCCGAAUUUGACGCCAUGGAUGGACUCAAAGAGGCAGUUCAAGACUUGCAAGACAGCAUCGGGAAGCAAUUAGAUUCUCUGGAUUCGGCAUACGAAAUGUUCAUUGCAAUGGAGUAUAACCUAGUCUCCCUCAGGGAGGCUGAGCGAUCCAACUCGAUGGCUCAAAGCAUGAAGCGUCUAAGUUGGAUAACGUCUUUAUUUGGGAUGAAUAUCGAUUUGCUCAAGGAUAACCCGGACUGGCGCUGGUUCCUCUUGAUCGGAGGAAUAUUCUUGAGCCUCACCUUUACUGGAUGGCUAGUUUUUAAAUUCACUGAGUUUCGCAGCUUGAGGAUGGCCUAG
Clonostachys byssicola is the source of this 2223-nucleotide messenger RNA. NCBI's taxonomy places the organism in Eukaryota, Fungi, Ascomycota, Sordariomycetes, Hypocreales, Bionectriaceae. The record is from the annotation of a GenBank genome assembly.